CCAAUAAAAUAAUACCAAAAGUCGAAUUAUCUAUUCAUCCGAGACAUAUGUAUAUGAGUAAACUUAUUGACAUAAAGAUAAGCGAAACUUUAAAUCCAAGUGGACAGAACAUGUCUACACAAG
Molecule: messenger RNA, 123 nt
Organism: Ambispora leptoticha
Lineage: Eukaryota; Fungi; Glomeromycota; Glomeromycetes; Archaeosporales; Ambisporaceae
Source: the annotation of a GenBank genome assembly